Cotesia congregata is the source of this 204-nucleotide messenger RNA. The record is from the annotation of a GenBank genome assembly. NCBI's taxonomy places the organism in Eukaryota, Metazoa, Arthropoda, Insecta, Hymenoptera, Braconidae.
AUGACCCCAAGGAUCCUUGGUCCGGGGAAGGGUAUCAGUUUGUCCCGGAGUUCAACCCCCACCCGGUUAAUUCAGGGGAAAGGUGGCGAACACACGCGGAUCCUCUCAAUCUACCGGCGGCGGGACAGACCUUGGCCGUUCCUGGAGCCCCGACUCGAUCUCAGUCCUCCCACAGGUGUCAGAACUGUGGACGCGUCUACUUGA